GUGAACUACACACUUUUGGUACAGCAGUUCCAUUAGUUGCCGUCUUUACCGCUAGACGGCGCACACUGUACUGUGUCUCGUCGGCAACAUAGAGAGUAACAUUUCACUGAUAAAAAUUUUUCGUUCCAGUCGCCUAAAACUGUGCUCGUAGUUUUCUUUAGAAGAAGGAGUUUGUUUGCUAAAUUUGGUAAAAAUCGUAACAUGACGUUAUUCGGAAGUUUCCCCCAGAUUGUGUUAGAAUCUUUAUUAUCCGCUCUGUAAGAAAUGUCGCAAGACGUCGCCACAGUUCGCUGCGAACGAUAUCUGCGGUGUUGAUGGGCCGAGCAAAGCAGUUGGAUGCUGUUGCUUGAGCGGUGCAGUUGUUACCAUUCGGGGGAGGUAUUUCGGUGCACGCUCUCCUCGUCCCUUUCUCUUUAAUUCGAUGUCACGCUCUUAACUCCGAUUUUAAAGUUGCAUCGUUAGUACCGGGCCGCGACAUACGCUACAUGAACGUCCGUAUCUGUCCGUCUCUAUAUGCUGUCCUGUCUCUCCCUCACGGAGCGGGUUGAAAACUCGGCAGCUUCGCAGGGUAUAUUCUCGAAGUGGAAACACCUCGUGAUCGGAGAUAGAAUAAACGUGAAUUCGCACGCGUUUCGAUACCCGGACAGAGAACGUCUGCCGGUGAAAGAGACUCGGAACUCGAGCGUGCAUCACGAUGCAUCUCGUCCCGUGGUUUCUUUGACUGGACGUGAUAGAGUUGUUUCGUGGUGCAACGGAAGCUGGACUGAUUCGGCGAGAAGGUUUAAUAAUAGUUCGCGACAUUUUUCUCACAUCUUCAGCCACGGAAAUGUCACGCUGAAACUGUCCAAGGUAAAUAGCAGCCUGCCAUCGGCCCGAUCAACGAUGAGCCUCAAGGAGGCCAUCCUCUGCAACGAGAAGUCCCUGAAUCCGAGGAGGGCCCAACGUGGCGACUACUGGGUCCUUUACAACUACGUGCCGAUGAGCAUGGCUGUGAGAUGCUGGGAAAGCGUGACCUACACCACUCACGCGGACUACACGUUCCUGGACAAUCUGGAACCGUUGCUAGAGCGAUGGAGGGCGCCGAUAUCGAUUGCGAUGCACGCCCCUGGCACAGACUUCGCGGCGACGCUGGACGCCAUCAAAUACUCGAGAAACUGUGGCAGCCCACUGAUCUCGCAGCUGGUCACCUUUCACGUCUUCUUCAGUAGCAAACACGUGCCAAAAGUGGUACCUCCAAGCGAAAAGGUCAUGUCUGACACGUACAACUGCUCGCUGGGACCGCCAUGGGUGAACGUGACGUUUUCGAAGAUGUACAAAAACGAGAAGAAGCUGCUGUAUCCCGUGAACGUCGGCCGCAAUAUAGCGAGGGAAUCAGCGCCGACGCAUUACGUGUGCGCCAGCGACAUCGAGCUUUAUCCGAGCCCUAACUUGCCCGCGAAGUUCCUCGAGAUGAUCAGGCGGAGAGACCAGCUGAGCCUCUACAAGCCUAACCCGAAAGUUUUUGUACUGUCCAUCUUCGAAGUGGACGAGAAGAGCCAGCCGCCUAAUAACAAAACUCAGUUGGCUCAGAUGUUGAAGGCUGGCACGGCUAUUCCUUUCCACAAGAAGCUAUGCUCCAGCUGCCAUAACGUUCCUCGAAGCAAAGAGUGGCAGGAAGCGCCGGAAACCGAAGGUCUUCACGUGUUCCACGUUGGUAAACGGACUGGCAGCUUCGUCCACUGGGAGCCGAUCUUCAUAGGGACCAAUCAUGAUCCUCUCUACGACGAGAGGCUCAGUUGGGAAGGAAAAAGCGACAAGAUGACACAGGGUUACGCGUUAUGCGUCCUCGACUACGACUUUCUCAUCCUGGACAACGCGUUCCUUAUCCAUCGGCCGGGUAUCAAGAUCUUCAAGAAGGAUCCACACAGAGAGAUGCUCACCGCCAAGACGAACGCCUUGAUAAAGAAGAUAAUCGUCCCGGAAUUGAAAAUCCUGUACGGUACGCGGAAGGGCUGUGCCGUGUAGCCCUCAGAGAUAAGAGCACGUUGCGUGCUCCAUAGGUGUCCUAUAGUGAAGUGGCAGCACCUGCGACCGUCCUCGACGUCCAGGAUGUCCGUGAUGCAACGAGACACCAGCGAUGGUCGCAGCAAACUUCUUCUGAUCAGACGUGGCUUCGGAGUACAGGUCCACGCUCGCGUUUCCGAUGAACCUGUGAAACGAAUCGUCGGACAUUAUAGAAAAUAACGCCAAUUGACACGGUGCCGAAAAUAGAGAGUAUCUUCAAAGGGACAACCUCGCGUUUGACUUCUCCUAUGAUUGUUAGUUCCUGCAACGAGUUACAUAUUGUACUACAUCACUCCUUCGUUUCUCGCUGACUUUUUUCAUCCUCUUCUUCUUACGCAGUACAAAAUGGCAGCAUGAACAGAACAUCACAGACUCGUGGCGUGUAGUUCUCUUCACUUGUAAAAGGGUCUUGUUACACGUAUUUUUCACCCGGAGGAUAGCUAGAGUAAUUGUACAUACUAGUGUUGAAAACGGUGCCUCGUAUAUAUAUUAUAUAUAUACAUAUAUCUAUACGUUUACAACAAUGUUGUGGUUCGGUGAAUGUGUGCAUUUCUGUUCCCUCUUCUCUUCAAGGGGAGAGAAUAAUUGUUUUAAACGAGCAUCUACGUAUGCAGAAACAUGCCAAAAAGUACACUGCUCAAGUUAAUUAAGCGAUCUUGUAUUUGGAAUGCAAUUCCUUCGAAGGAAGUUUUAUACCGAUAGGAUUUUUAAUGACUUUUGUUUCAAAAUGGGUUAUGAUCCUCUAAUUAUUUUGAACAGUGUAACAGAACUCUGCACUUCUACUUUUAAUUAAGUUUAUUUAUCAUCUCAUAGGAAGUGUAGAGCGUUGCUAUCAUCCAAAUGACUGAAGUCAUAUCUUGUUUUCAUCAGUGAUGUUUCGUUACUCUUAACGUAUUUAUGUUGCAACACAAACCUAUCAUGUAAUAUUAAGCGAUUUGGUUACGAAAUAUGCGAAACCAAAUAAACGUGUAUAAAAUGUAAAGAUGCGUAAUCACACACUUAAGUCAGAUACAACGUUAUUUCGUUAACUGUUUAGUUUUGUGUUCUUCAACGAAUAACGUGGGAAAAGUAAUCGAACACGAAGCCAGAAACAUUUUACUCUCCAAGACUGAAGAACAUUUGAUAACAGUUUACUAGGACAUAUAUCCUAAUAAUCUUUGAACGUCGAGUCAUUAGUUGUUUAACGAUUCUUUACUUAGCGUAAUGAAUUAAUAUUAACGUGUUUCUUUGUACACUUCUAUUGCCGAUGAAAAAUUGGUGCUUCCAAGGGUAGAAAUUGUUUUUUCUAAUCGCUGAAGAAAGUCUCGGGAUGUAAGAAUAAUUUCUCGCGUAAUACGUUACGUAAUUAUGUGCUAAUAUUUUUACUCGAUAACUACUCGAAAAAAGUAUUAUACGUAGAUCACAUUCGGGAAGAAAUAUUUCAACUUUGCGUGUCAUUGUAUGAAUAUCUUAAAUAUUGUAAAUAUGUCUGUACCUUUAAGCGUAAUGUAACUUGUACUAUUUUACACAAUCGGUUAGGUACUGAAUGUGAAUUUCAAUACUCUAAGGUAAGAAACGUGCUGUCAUGAAAUGUUCGACGCGUCCAUGGAUUGCAAAUUGCUAUAAUUUUAUCGACGAAAACGUAAAACAGUUUUCUGAGGUUUCUUCAGGACAUUUAACACGCAGUAUAUUUUCACUUGGUUACAAUAUGUUUUUCUUUUAUCAGUGAAAUCAGAAACUGUCAAACAAGCCAUGGCAGUAAAUGAGUGAGAUAGUAAAAAUGUGCAUAAUCCAACUAAGGGUACUCUCACUAGUCAAAAACUUAAGUCACUAUUUCCUAGUAACCAAUUGUACGUUUAAGUUUUCUGACGUUAACAUGUUGACUGCAUUUACAAUGGGUGGCAUAUAGUUGAAUUUCCAUAGAAAUCCACCAACUAUGUUAUUAACAAUUCUAUUACUUAGUUAAAAAUAAUGAAAAUUUGGUAAAGCAAUGUUAGAUCAAAUUUCCAAUAGCUUCACCGUAGCAAUCAACGUGUUAAUACUGAACUGUUCAAGUGAGUAAGUUUCUUUUUGUGCGAGUACUCUGAAUAGUGUGUGACGCAUGCACAAUGCACACAAUUAUAAUAUUACAAUACUACAUUAUACAUACACACACAUUUGCAACAUCUUUUUUAUCAAUGCCCCGAGUAAUCUGAAAAAGGCUACAAGUGUAAAUAUGAUUUUGUUUUUAAGACUUGGUGAACUAAUAAUGUCAGUAAUGUCUCACUAAUUGGGGCAAUAUUGUGUAAAAAUACUGACUCAUCUUUUUGUGAUAACUAUAGGGCACAAGCUAAUUACUAUUUCAAUUGUUUCACUGAUUAUGGAUAUGAAAAACAGUUUAGUUGAAUUCCAAUUAUCAUAAGAAAACAGUUUUACAAAUUGCAUUUUAAGUGGAUUGAAAUUAUAUGGAAAGAUAUUGGAGAGAAGACAGGGUAUUGUCGUGCAAAAAGGAAAUGAUUUAUAAUUAUAUUUUAUGGUGGAGGUUUAAAUUUCUUUUAAAUGAUUGAUCUACAAAUUAUCAUUUUAAUUUUUAUUAAGUUUAAAAAAAUAUUUAUUUGGUGUAAACACUGCUCAGUAAUUGUACAAUUCUUAUAGAUACCAGUGAUGCAUUUUCACAUAAAGGUCCUGAUAAAUAAUUUCACUUGUGAAAUCAGAUUUCUAUGACAGGAUAAGUUCCUUUUAUGCUCUUGCCUUUUUUUUAAUUCGUCGGGGCUGUGCAAUCCGGUGUAAUGAUUGCUGGUAAAUAAUAAUGUGUAUUCUGUGCCUUAUUGUCUUUAUCUUUAAUGCGUAUAUGCGUAUGCGUGUGCGUUUGAAAGUAGCGUGUUUGACUUGAAAGCACUCUAAAAUACCCACUCAAUUGUAAGUAGUUAAUCAUAAUAAUAAAAAUGUUUCUAAGGUGCGUAUGCAUCUUUGAACUCCUUACUAUAAAAGGUAAAUUCUUACUCUUGCUGGAUCAGUUUCCUUCAAGACUUUCCCAGUGUACCCACUCAAAAUCAAUUCGCAUGAAAAGUUUAGGAAUAUCACAUAAUUUUAAUGAUGCAUGACACCAUAAGACAUUUUAUUAUUAUGACUAACAUAUAAAGAAUUCUUCGUGUAAACAUGAUUUACCUACAAUACGCUUUUUAUAAUAACAAAAAAUGAAAGAAAGAUGUUCUCCAAUGGCAUUUAAUUUCUUCGUAAUACAAUUAGGUUUUAAUUGUAAUUCAACUUCGUUGAAUUUAUUUUUAUCUGCUGAGCACUUUAUUGUAGAGUGCCAGAAUGGAAAAAAAAUUAUAAAAUUAUGGAAGAAAUAAAUAAAAUCACUAUAUAUUAUAAACGUAUGUAUUGUAAAUAUUAAUAGCCAACGGUAUAUAUUUUCAGUGUUAUGCUGUAAAUUUGAAGAAAGUUGAAACAAGAAUUUUUCCAAAUUUGUUACGGAUACUAUAUGAAAGUUUCCUGUGAAUGUUAUCAUCUAAGACACAAUGAAAUAAUCAAACAGAAACAAUAAUGAUUUUAGUAUAAAUUUUAGAUUUCAAUAUGAUCGUUUUAAAGAUAUACAUACAACUUUUAUAAACUUUAAAUAUUCUAUGUGUUUAAUACAAAAGAAUUAUAUGUAUUAUUAGCUAAAACACUUUAUGUUAGGCUGUAUAAAAAUAUAUAUAUUAAUGGUCAAACAUACUGUACAAAACAAUAAUCUAUUAUAGAAGUUACAUUUGAAUGAUACUCUUGGAGAAAGUGAUACUUUAAAGAAAAAAGAAAGUAUUUGUUGUUAAUAUAAGUUAAACUACUAUCGAACAUGUAUAUUAAUUACAUAUUAUAUUUACAUCAAUGUUUCUCUUUGCUAGAAAGUGUUUGAGAAACAUUGUAUCUAUGAACAUAUGUAUAUUAUACUUGUGUAAGCACAUAAAAGAAAUCUUACUUGACUUUGUUUUUGUACAUAUGUACGUAAAAUUGUAUUUUUCCAAAUAACAGGCUAGAAAUAUAAAUACUAUUUGAGUAAGUUUCAAAAGACCUCAGUUUAUCCCUUGAUAACAAUUUAUUGAAUUUCAAUCAUUCUUUUUUUGUACCGUUACAAGGAAUAUUAACAAUUUUCAUCGACUCAAAGUCUCGUGAAGAAAACAUUUACAAGCAUUUGUAUAUUUCAGUUUAUUUUAAUUAAAAUAUACAGAUUUUAAACGUGAUCACACAUUUGUUCAAGUUCGCCUCCUUCGACCUAGUCUUAACCUGAGAUAAACCACUAUUAAUUUUUCGUUCACUACGUGUUUCUGAUUUCUUUAAUAAAUCCCUUCUUUUUCUUGUUAUUUCUUUCAAUUCUCGGAAAAUACUCAGCUUCGAUGACCUAUGUAGCGAAUGUUAUAUCUACAAGCGCAACCAGACGGAUUCAUCCUUUACUACUCCACUCUUUUCUCUAUGUAUAUUAUAAUCAUUUUUUUUUUUUCAUGUAUAUAAAUAAACGCUAGCAAAAAUUUUAUUUAUUUCUUCUCCUAUGAGCAUAAUCAUCUACAAUUUUUAUCUACACGUAUAUAGACACCUUAUAAAUAUACGUGUACAGUUUAUAUAUGUAUUUAAAUAUAUAUUUGUAUAUGUUUAAAUACAUAUUUAUAUAUUUAUAUGUAUAUAUAGUGACAACUUUAUGGCAUGCACCAAGAAGAGACACUCUUAAAGUAUAUACUCUUUAUUUUUUUAUAAGGAUAAGUCUAACAUUCGUUCCUUUUAAAAUUUGUUUUAGUCUUUUAUCGCUUAAUAUCUAAUGAAAAACUUUCUUCUUGGUCCAUGAUGUACUAAUACACUUUAUAUAUAUACAUAUAUAUAUACAAUUAAAUGGUAACUAUUGUAGGCACGUGUUAUUAUUUAUCAUAUAUUCCUCUCGACUCUUUCACAGAACUUAUGUUUCUUUUGCACUGUCUAUAAUGAAACAUAAAAAUAUAAAAAUAUUGAUAAAG
Molecule: messenger RNA, 6983 nt
Organism: Megachile rotundata (alfalfa leafcutting bee)
Lineage: Eukaryota; Metazoa; Arthropoda; Insecta; Hymenoptera; Megachilidae
Product: beta-1,4-glucuronyltransferase 1
Source: RefSeq, a predicted model, not a curated record